UUCGCACUUCGUGCUCGGCCAUGGCCACAGCGAGCCUACCAUCCCGCCUGGACCCGCCAUGCAGAGCUGCUUUCGCCGUCUACGCGACAAUCCCAAAUCCAGCCGCGGUGGCUCGUAUUGUCUUCACGCCGCGAGCUAUGGGCUAUCGGCGAAUGCGGGUUCACAAAAUGAAACGUCUCAAACUUCCCAUUCAAUCCGACGCCACCGAGAGGGCCUCGCACCGACAUUUGCUGCCCGCUACAAUCGUGAGUCGCGAAGGAUAAUUUGCUAAAAGAGAAUGGGGGCAACGUGACGGCGAAGGAGUAGUUGGACAAGCUGAACGAGAAGCGGAGCAGACCCCGUGGUGUGCGCGAGAUCACGAUCGAGCAAGGCGAGGAGGACCUGCAGGUUGUUGGACAAAAAAUAUACCUGCCAAAACAUCAUCAUUCGUAUGGUGCAUAAUCACGCACCACCCAGGCAUCCGUAUAGCCCGUACGAGGCGACGUUCCGCUGCGAGGUAUAUGAUCCCGUUCACCACGCCAAUGCCCCAGUACCACCUCCGGACUUCAGAAGUAU
Molecule: messenger RNA, 555 nt
Organism: Laetiporus sulphureus 93-53
Lineage: Eukaryota; Fungi; Basidiomycota; Agaricomycetes; Polyporales; Laetiporaceae
Exons: 1
Coding region: 21-263 (80 amino acids)
Source: RefSeq, a predicted model, not a curated record